GCUGUGCCCACAAAAUGAAAAUAACAUUAACAAAGAUGGCGCCGACUGAGCUAGAAAAGUGUUGAGAGCAACAAACGAUGCAACUACAUAACAGUGUAUGUUUGCCAACUAUUUGGGAAUAUUUCGUGGCCGAAACUCUGCCUUGACAACGGGAAUAUAUCUUGCAAAUUUCGAGGUUUCCCACAGGACCUCUGAGAUAAAAUAUAAAGCAAACUGGAACUGUUUGCCAACUAGCAGUUGAAGUAGCCUUAGCAUCGCGAGCGUAAGCUAACUGCGGAAGGAAAGCAAGGGGGACGCGGUUCGAAGUACACGGCGACACAAGUCGAGCGCUAUCUUGUAAACCAAACAACUUUUGCUUCCGGCACCGUGAGCAGUCUCGCCGGGACUGCAGUGCGGAUCACGUCGUCUAAAACAGAGGUCGGUAAAGCGAGCACACCGCUGAAGAGGAAAUCUGUAAAACGAGGUGGGAAAGCCGUUUUAGCUGACCCGACGCCAUGGCUCACUCUCCGAUACAAAGUGGGCUUCCGGGGAUUCAGAACCUCAAAGCCGAUCCAGAGGAGCUUUUUACCAAGCUGGAGAGGAUAGGCAAAGGGUCCUUUGGCGAGGUGUUUAAAGGCAUUGACAAUCGCACUCAGAAGGUGGUGGCCAUUAAAAUAAUUGACCUGGAGGAAGCAGAGGAUGAGAUUGAGGACAUCCAACAGGAAAUCACAGUUCUCAGCCAGUGCGACAGUCCUUUUAUCACCAAGUACUUUGGAUCCUAUCUCAAGGGAACAAAAUUAUGGAUUAUUAUGGAAUAUCUGGGCGGAGGAUCUGCCCUUGAUUUGUUGGAACCGGGCGCCCUCGAUGAGACGCAGAUUGCCACCAUUUUGAGAGAAAUCUUAAAGGGGCUUGAAUAUCUGCACUCUGAAAAGAAAAUUCACAGAGAUAUCAAAGCGGCCAAUGUGUUGCUGUCGGAACAAGGUGAUGUCAAGCUGGCGGACUUUGGUGUGGCGGGCCAGCUUACUGACACGCAGAUAAAGAGGAACACAUUUGUUGGUACGCCUUUCUGGAUGGCGCCUGAAGUCAUAAAACAAUCGGCGUACGAUUCAAAGGCAGACAUCUGGUCGCUGGGAAUAACGGCGAUAGAGCUCGCUAAAGGAGAGCCGCCCCACUCUGAGCUCCAUCCCAUGAAGGUUUUGUUCCUCAUCCCAAAGAACAAUCCACCCACGCUGGAGGGCAACUACAGUAAACCACUUAAAGAAUUUGUGGAAGCCUGUUUGAAUAAAGAGCCUAGUUUUAGGCCAACUGCCAAAGAACUGCUGAAGCACAAGCUGAUCGUACGGCAUGCCAAAAAGACAUCCUAUCUGACAGAAUUGAUCGACAGGUACAAGAGGUGGAAAGCAGAGCAAUCGCGAGAUGAAUCCAGCUCAGAGGAAUCAGACGAGGAGACGCAAGGACAAGCAUCCGGAGGCGACGCUGCUGCCAAUGACGACUGGAUCUUCAACACCAUUAGGGAGAAGGACCUGAAGAAGGUGCAGAAUGGGACUGUGCAGCCUGCUGAGUUGGAAAUGAAACCGAAUUUACAGGAGCAAGAGAGUCUAAAGAGGCCUUUGUCGCAGAGUUUAUCAUCCAUCUUCUCUCCGUUGUUUUCUGAGUUGAAAGCCAAGGGAGAGAUCAGCAAUGGGAAGCCCGAGGCUGCAGAGGCGCUGCAGGAGGCCAUUUUACUGGCUGAAGACAUGCAUCCGGGCGUGUGUGACUCACUGGUGGCUGAACUACUGCAGAGACUUCAGAGGUUUUCUGUGCCUCAGACUGCUGCCAAUCAUUGAGAAGAAGCACAACUGCGCACUUUGGUGUGGACGUAUGGAUGAAGGCAUGCAAACCUUAAGGAUCUGCUCACCAUCACUCAUUAGCCUCCUAGUGCACACGACCACCACUAGAGGGCCCUACUAUGAGCAGGGGAGUGUGUCCGGUUGGAGGAGAGUGGACUUAAGCCAUCCAUCUCUCUUGAGCUCUUAAUUUGGAGGUGUGUGUGUGUGUGUGUGUGUGUGUGUGUGUGUGUGUGUGUGUGUGUGUGUGUGUGUUUGGGUGUAGGUGUGGGUGAAGUGUUCUUUUGAAAACUCAGGUAUCCUGCUUUUAAGGUCCUCUGGGAGGUCAAAUGAGCUCUAUAGGAUGGUUGUACAAACUUGUAAAUAAGCACAUUUCUACAGAUACGAGAACAAAAUGAUAAUAAUGGUAAUAAUUCUAAUAAUAAUGUGGUUGUACAAAUGGCCAAACGCAGACUGUAGAUAAUAUUGGUUGUGAGGUAAAUAUUUACAGAGUAGAAGGGCCAUACAUGAGAUUGCCUUCUGACAGUAUAUCAGUCUUCGAUUUGUCAACGUCAGUGAAGCCUUGUACUCACGGCUUCGGUGUUCGUACAUUCAAACCCCAUCAUUUCAUGUCAGGUGUUAUGAAACAUCCUUUCUGGAUCAUUCCCACACAGCAAGCUUUCCCAAAAUGCGUUGCAGGUCUUUUUUUUGGGGGGUGGGGGGGGGUCAGUAUUAAAAUGCUGUUUAUCUUUUUAUUUUUAAGUUGAUUGUCAGCCACAUGUUGACAAAGGGCUUUGGGAUUCUGUGUGUUUGAGUACAUUGCUGUCCUGUGUGUUUUUGUCAGUAGUUCGUGUACAGUAUGUGAUUAACAUAUUUCAAUAAAUUGGAAUCUUGUAGAAAAGUUCAUUUAGUUCAAUUCAAAAAGUCACACUCAUUGAAUGAAAUACAGUGGACCCCCCCCCCCACAUACUUGUUGUGCGGCACAAUUUUUUUCAGUAAUUGUUUCACCCCACCCCCAUUUCCCCCCCCCCCUCCCUUUUUGGGGGGGAACCAACAACGAAAACGCGUAUUGCUGGUUUACAUACGAUUUAUUUUAUUUUUUCUCAAUACAAUUAUAAUGGGCAUCAAUUAUCCGCUGAUUUUCGCUAUUUGCGGUCCGGCCCGGUUCCAAUCCCCCGAGAAUAGCAUGGGUCCACUGUAUUUCACUCUGUGUGAAGUGAAUCUAUAUGAAUGUCACUUUUUGAAUUUAACUACCAAAAUACAUUUUCUACGAUAUUCAAAUGUAUUGAGAUGCACCUGUAUUUGAGUAUGUUGAGGUUCAUGGGAGUAGGCAAAUUUGUCAUCUUGGUGCUGAGCUGGAAAAAAGUGGGACUCCCUCCCUGCCUUAGACUGUCUGAAAGAAGUGCCAAUGGAUUUGCUAUUCCUCCACUUGAGUACUUUGGCUGUGCUGACUUUUGCUGGAGGACCAGAGGAUGUUUCGAAAUGUCUGGAUCUUGUACAAGGAAUGGCCGUUUGUAUGGGCGUGAUGCAAUACGCCCACUUUUUUCAUACAUUCCUUUAUUUCUUCAAGUUGUUUUCCUGCCUUUGCUGCGUGACUGACUUUAAUUCUUUUCCCCGUUGAUUGGCUUCGGAUUGCAGUGUGCUCGUCCACUUUGCGAAUCGUCACACAGUCUUCCUCUGAUUGCACUUGGAGUUCAAGAAAUGCCUUUUAACUUUUUGGUAGCCGUACAAAACACACAAAGAAUGAGACAGUAUAUGUGGGACAAUGGAAAAGCUAAGGGGGUACAGUGACUUGUAAGGAUGCAGAUGACGUGUACAGUAAAUAGGAGAUUAGCACGAUGGGUGUCCAGACAACGGCCCAGGGGUCAUUAUUUAGCAGCUAAAGACUGACUGCGACAUUAAAAAAAAAAAAAGGCAGCAUUAAAAAUGUCAUCCACUACUAGGCAGACUGCUACUAGUAAAUUGGUUUUAAAAAGAACUUUUCUCAAGACACAAAGACUCUUACGACUAAAGUAGUGACACAAUUUCUCUUUAAUUCAGUUUUAGAAGCAAAAAUGCCUCCCCCCCCCCCACCCCCCUUUCUGCUGCAUUACAGUUCCAAUUUGUGAACAUAGCACAUUAAUAAUCUUCAAGUAAACACCACUUUAAUGAUUGGCUGACCACAGAUUGCUCUCUUAUAUUCUGAAUGUGCAGAUGUGCUCAGUAUACGGGCGGAUCUAGUUUUGUGUCAUAAAGGGUCGUAAUCCACGUCAAAAUCCAGAACAAUCCUCUUAACUAGUUGCCUUCUUGCUGUGACACAGGAGUUUUUCCCAAAAUAAAUACAACAUAUAAACAUUAGAUAAUAGCUUGAAUGGUUUUAGCCUGUUUAAUAAUGAUUUAAAAGUGGCCCUUGUAUUCUUAAAAAAAAAAAAAAAAUUCUAAAAGAUUGGACCCCCCCCCCGCCCCCCCCGGAUUAUAGAGCUGUAAUUGAGCAAUGGUUGAGUCGGUGUGACAGUACAGCAGUAUGAAGUCCGGCGGUCGGACUCUUCACGUAUGCGUUUUAGCACACGUGAAGCAGGAUGCCUUCCGUGCUGAUUGCUGACUUGACUUGAAUCAGCCUUAGGUGAUGUGACGUGAUGGUGGGGGGAAAGUAUAGGAUCAGCUUUAAAAUGCUCAAAUCGAAAUUCCGCUGCAGAUGCAUUGCUGGACGCUCUGACUAAAAUAGGAACUUUUUUUGUGUUUUUUUGUCACAGUGUUAAUGAACAAUUAAGUCCUCAAAAUCAAAUAUUUACAGUUGGCUGACUGGCUGGCUGGUGUGUGCUUAUGUUUCACGUUUUAUGUUCGUGCUCCAGAGUGAAAUGUGCCACGUGAGAACUCAUUUCAACAAAUUCAAUUAUGAUUUGCACCUUUUACAUGCUCAAAAUGCUCAUUUUAAUUGCAUAUUUUUUUGUGUUGCACUUUGUCUGAUUUUUAUUUGGUUGCUAAAAUGUGGUACUUGAUGUUCUUUCGUGCUUACACUGCUUCUAUUGUCAUUUCGCUUCCCAUUUCGUGUGUUAUGGCAAUAAAGCACAGUGUGAUGGCCAGGAUUGUCUUAGCGCAACUAUAUUCUUUCGAACUAUUUUUAUAACCCAGAGGGGAGCAGUAUUAUUUAAUAGCGCUAGUAAAGUUUGGUGAUGUGUCCCUAAAGAAUCGGUAAACACUGGAAAGCAAAUGUACAUUUUAUGUGAUGACUCCAAUAGACAUGUUUGUUCAUUUGAGACAGUGCUGUUGGGUUUAUUGGACGUUGUCAAAUGAUUAUGACAGAAAUAAAAAUCUAGCACAGAU
Phyllopteryx taeniolatus (common seadragon) is the source of this 5087-nucleotide messenger RNA. RefSeq names its product serine/threonine kinase 24a (STE20 homolog, yeast) (gene stk24a). Gene Ontology annotation, molecular function: ATP binding; protein kinase activity. The transcript has 11 exons. The record is from RefSeq and is a predicted model, not a curated record. Gene Ontology annotation, biological process: protein phosphorylation. The coding region runs from base 495 to 1805 and encodes 436 amino acids. Lineage: Eukaryota; Metazoa; Chordata; Actinopteri; Syngnathiformes; Syngnathidae.